CAGUGGAAGGAAUCAGAAUUUUGAACUACAAUGGAAGGGAAUUCUGGGGUUAUUCUGAGUUCCGAUCCCAGCUCAGGCAUGUCAUUCCGUUCGUCUGGGGAGCUCCACAGUGCAGUAUGGUACAGUUCUGUGCAAAUCCCCAUAGCACUUGUUAAUAUUAACAUUGUUCACUUGUGCCGAAACAAGACUGACCAGAAGCUGGUGAUCCUGAAGGAAAUCCCUGUGGAACAGAUGACCCGAGACGAAAGACUGGCCGCUCAGAACGAAUGCCAGGUCUUGAAGCUGCUGAACCACCCCAACAUCAUUGAGUACUAUGAGAACUUCCUGGAAGACAAAGCACUCAUGAUUGCAAUGGAGUACGCACCAGGAGGCACACUGGCUGAGUACAUUCAGAAGCGCUGCAACUCUCUGCUGGAUGAAGACACCAUCCUGCACUUCUUUGUGCAGAUCCUGCUGGCUCUCUAUCACGUCCACAACAAGCUCAUUCUGCACCGGGACCUCAAGACCCAGAACAUCCUUCUGGACAAGCGCCAGAUGAUUGUCAAGAUUGGAGACUUUGGCAUCUCCAAGAUACUUGUCAGCAAGAGCAAGGCUUACACUGUGGUCGGCACCCCGUGCUACAUCUCUCCAGAGCUGUGUGAAGGGAAGCCAUAUAACCAGAAGAGCGAUAUCUGGGCUCUGGGCUGUGUGCUGUACGAACUGGCCAGUCUCAAAAGGGCAUUCGAAGCUGCAAACCUGCCUGCCUUGGUGCUGAAGAUCAUGAGUGGCACCUUCGCUCCAAUCUCGGACCGGUACAGCCCGGAGCUCCGACAGCUCAUCCUGAGCAUACUCAAUCUGGACCCGUCCAAGCGGCCUCAGCUCAACGAGAUAAUGGCCCAGCCCAUCUGCAUCCGGCCCCUGCUGAACCUCUACACAGACAUUGGCAACGUCAAAAUGAGGAGGAUUGAGAAGCCAUUGUCUUCAGUUCAGGCAGGGUCCCACGGGCGGCCAGGAGGAAGGAUGCCCAGCGCCAGAUCUAGGGCUUUGGGGAGCUCUGGCUUUGGGAAGACGGGUCACCCCCCUCCCCUGUCCUCAGUCUACACCUGGGGCAGUGGGAUCACCGCACCCCACCGCCUGCCCAUGCUCAACACAGAGGUCAUGCAGGUCUCUCUGGGGAGAACGCAGAAAACCGGGGUCACCAAGUCCGGACGCCUCAUCACCUGGGAGGCUCCGUCUGUGGGGUCAGGAGACGGCUCUCUGCCUGGAUCUGUGGGGCACAGUCAGACGCAGUUCAUCUCCAGGUUCCUGGAGGGUCAGUCUGGGGUCACCAUCAAGUACGUCUCCUGUGGAGAUCUGUUUACUACCUGUAUGACAGACCGAGGGAUAAUAAUGACCUUUGGGAGUGGAAGCAAUGGCUGUCUCGGGCAUGGGAAUUUUAACGAUGUCACACAACCUAAGAUAGUAGAGGCCCUGCUGGGGUACGAACUGGUCCAGGUGUCAUGUGGGGCAUCACAUGUUUUAGCAGUCACCAAUGAGCGUGAAGUGUUUUCCUGGGGAAGAGGAGACAAUGGUCGCCUGGGCCUUGGCUCUCAGGAGCCCCAUAACUCCCCCCAGCAGGUGGCAGUACCCCCCGAAUUCGAAGCUCAGAGGGUCCAGUGUGGAGUGGACUGCUCCAUGAUCCUCACCACUGGACAACAGAUACUGGCUUGUGGAAACAACAGGUUUAAUAAACUGGGUUUGGAUAAGAUCAGUGCAGCAGAAGAAGAGCACCCCUCUGAACAAGUUGAAGAGGUCCACACCUUCACCCAUGUCCAGUCGGCUCCUCUGAAUGUGGAAAAGAUCAUUGACAUUGAUAUCGGAACAGCCCAUUCCAUUGCAGUCACAGAAAAAGGACAGUGCUUCACCUUUGGCAGUAACCAGCAUGGGCAGUUGGGCACCAAUACUCGCAGAAACAGCCGGGUGCCCUACCACGUGUCAGGACUGCAGGGGGUCAGAGUCACCAUGGCUGCUUGCGGGGAUGCCUUCACUGUCGCCAUUGGAGCAGAGGGUGAGGUGUACACCUGGGGGAAAGGGGCCAGGGGUCGGCUGGGAAGAAAGGAGGAGGACUGUGGAAUUCCCAAAUUAGUCCAGCUGGAUGAGAGCCACCCCUACAUUGUAACAUCAGUGGCGUGCUGCCAUGGGAACACUCUGCUUGCAGUCAAGACUUUACUAGAAGAGACCAUUCCCAGGUGACCCUAGACUCAUCGUAGCAAGACCUUGCUGCCAGUGUCUUUUAACUUUGAGCCAGGAUCUUUCCCAUCGCCUUAUCAAGCUCCACAGUCUUGCCUGCCUUGAGACUCUGCACAGCAGGAAGCCCUUGAAGAAUGCCAGCUGCACAGUUACUCGAAAGGGAUCUAACACUGUGUCCUUGGAGCACAGAGCUCUUUUGUACAGACUACAGUUGCAAGGCAGUUCCAGGUUCUCCUAUGAGCCUUCGUGUCCUGCAUAGUACGAGAAGCUCAGGUGAGAUGUAGUUGAUUUUCAGUGGGAUGUUUGAAUUUCACUGAUGCUCUUCCCAGCCUGUGUGUGGCCCCUGUGUGAGCCGCCAAGACCUGUGUGAUCUCUGUUGGCACGCUCCACCUGCUACUUGUGAUCUGCAGACACACCCAGCGUGAACCUGCCAGUAUCUAUCUGUGCCCGUUCCAUUCCUGACAACUCGACCGCCUUUGUGUGGUGCAUCUCCUAAAAACUAUAGAAUUGGGAGAUUCUUUUUACUCAAUUACUGAACGUAUUUGUGUAUUGGUUUCCAUUCAUUACCGUGUUCGGUACUGCCUCGUUAACCACAUUAAUCAUGACAUUGGUUGUUUUUGGACUCUGCUGUGCUCAGUGACACGUGCAGUACAACAUGAUGAGUCAGUUCUGUAUUGUAUAUAGUAGAAACCUGUGUUCAUGGAUUUACAGUGCUGUCUUGUUAUACCUUUAUACAGUCUAUUUUUAAACAUGAUUUUAUGCUAUUAAAGUUUUAAAUCAGCGGGAAGGUCAUGCAAAAAAAUGAAAUUAAAAAAAUGUACAAUUUAAUGCAGGCAGCGUUUUUAUUGACGCUGCGUGG
Molecule: messenger RNA, 3067 nt
Organism: Polyodon spathula (Mississippi paddlefish)
Lineage: Eukaryota; Metazoa; Chordata; Actinopteri; Acipenseriformes; Polyodontidae
Gene: nek8
Product: NIMA-related kinase 8
Exons: 15
Coding region: 31-2211 (726 amino acids)
Biological process (GO): protein phosphorylation
Molecular function (GO): protein kinase activity; ATP binding
Source: RefSeq, a predicted model, not a curated record